Rhincodon typus (whale shark) is the source of this 5876-nucleotide messenger RNA. RefSeq names its product intersectin-2-like. The transcript has 6 exons. The coding region runs from base 681 to 1313 and encodes 210 amino acids. The record is from RefSeq and is a predicted model, not a curated record. Lineage: Eukaryota; Metazoa; Chordata; Chondrichthyes; Orectolobiformes; Rhincodontidae.
CUGUCUUCACAAUCAUUGUGCAGAUAUUGAUACUCCCUUUUCUGUCAAGGUUAAGUUUAGGUACAACAUGUAGAUUGGCAAGAUCAAACAGGUUUUACCAUCUUCUGUCACAAUCUAUCUCACACAGCCAUGUCCUGCAGAAUUUGGCAGGUUCAGUCCUUAGUGGUGCUACCAAGCCACUCUUAGAGAUGCAUACUAAAUUCCUCAAUCCACUGUAUAUCUUGUGUCCCUUGCCUGCUCUUUACCUCCUUCAAGUAAUGAUCAAUGUGAAGGAGUACUUAUUUAUCAGCUGAAGAAGGGCAGUAAAGGUAAUCAGUAGGAACUUUACUUGACCAUGUAACACCAUUAGACGGAGUUUCAUGAGCUCCACAAGGUGUAGAACAUCACUGACUGCCUGUUUAAUUCACUGAGGGAAAGCCAAAUGUUCUGAUUUGCAUUUUGUUAAAGCAAUAAUUUAAGUUGUUUGUUUUUUUUAGCACAUCGUUUUCAACUCCAUAACAAACUGCUUGGGACCACGAAAGUUGCUGUACAGUGGAAAACUUUACAAAACAAAGAGCAACAAAGAAUUAUACGGCUUCCUUUUCAAUGAUUUCCUGCUGCUUACCUACAUAGCAAAACAAACGUUUAUCUCAUCAGGCUCCGAAAAAUUGUUCAGCUCUAAGUGUAAUUCUCAGUUUAAAAUGUACAAAACGCCUGUUUUCUUGAAUGAAGUUCUUGUGAAACUGCCAACUGAUCCAUCAAGUGAUGAUCCAGUCUUUCACAUUUCACACAUUGAUAGGGUGUACACACUAAGAGUGGAAUCUUUAAAUGAGAGGACUGCCUGGGUUCAAAAGAUUAAAGCAGCAUCUGAACACUUUAUAGAAACUGAGAAAGGGAAACGUGAAAAAGCUUAUCAAGCCCGGUCACAGAAGACAAGUGGAAUAGGACGACUUCUUGUGAGCAUUAUUGAAGCAACAGAAUUGAAAGCCUGCAGGGCAAAUGGAAAGAGCAAUCCCUACUGUGAAGUCACAAUGGGAUCCCAAUGUUACACGACCAGAACACUGUCAGAUACUUUGAACCCCAAGUGGAACUUUAACUGCCAAUUCUUUAUCAAGGACAUUUACCAAGAUGUAUUGUGUAUCACAGUCUUUGAAAGGGAUCAAUUUUCACCUGAUGAUUUCCUAGGUCGGACAGAGGUUCCAGUAGCAACAAUCAAAAAGGAGCAAGAAGGCAAAGGGCCAACUACAAAGCGCCUUCUUUUGCAUGAAGUCCCAACUGGGGAGGUAUGGGUUCGCCUUGAUCUUCAACUAUAUGAACAGAAGACAUUACUCUGAAAUCGAGGCUUCAAAAUCAUUUGAACUUUAACAUUCAGAGACUAAAAUUGUGGCAAUCAUCUAUUGAUGAUAAACAAUAUUUUUUCUAAAAUUAUGGAGGAAGUUCAACAAAUUAAACCUCGUAACGAACGGACACUGAUGUUCAGCAAUGGUUAUAGCCAAAUAGGUGCCAGCUUUUUUUUGCUGUUGCGCUAAAAUCACAAAUAUUCUUCCUCUUUGGUUGCCACUUUCUGUCUAUUUUUCUCGCAGUGUAAAUUUCCAACAAUGAUCAUGGAGGAAUAUUAAAUCCAAGUUUCAGUCAUGAAGACAAAAACGAAGCCAAAUUACUUUUUUGCCAGUUGAAGAUGGCCUUAUUGGCUCAGAACUACUUAAAACAAACUGCACAGUGACUUCACUCCUGAUGGGUCAUUAAAUGUGGCAAAAUGACAGACUUAUUUUCUAUGCAGAGUCUAAGAAGUCAAGCGACAAUUGAGUCUUUGUAAAUAUGUAAACAAACAGCUUUUGCAAUGACUGCAUAUUUCUGUAAUUGUAAGUGUACUUUGGGAAGCAUUUUUGAAGUAACUGAACAGAAUUUGAAUAUACUUUGAAUUGAACAUCUUUGAGUAAAAAACAUGGCAUCAUGCAGUAAAUCAACAAUGGUGGUGUACACUGAGUCAUAUUCGCUGGAAUUGUCAGUUGCUUAUAGCUUAACACUGAAAGAGAGGUCCACAGCUACUGAAGAGAGGUUGAAAAAAUACUUCUGUAGAACUUUGUGCUACUUAGAAACAAAAUGUUUUCUGUACAUUAUAAAAGCAGUACAUUAAGGAAUUUUUAUCAUGGCAGCGGUUUUUGUCUACAGUUAACGUUAUUCAGUUUUCCUCUUGACUUAGUUCCGGAAGUUUGUAACUAAAUCUUAUUUUUGAGAAGUUACUUCUGUGAUUUAUCUAGCCAUAUGUCAAAAUAUUUGUCCUCUAGAUUACAGAAACAUACAUGAACUAUACCAAUGGUUUUGUCACUUUGAGCAAAUUUUCUAUAAAUUGGCAGAAGUAGUUUUGUUAUCAUUGGUGGUAUCUUGUAAUUUCAGAUUUUAUAGGUCAAAUAUUUUAUCAAAUCAGGCCAUAUUUGAUGACUGGAUUCUCAGGUGCCAGCUUUCAAUAGAUUUGUUUAUAUCGCGUAUUUAGGGUCUUAGUUAAUACUUUUUUCCACAGAUGUAUGCGUUGUACUUGUCCAUCCUUAAUUUGUUAUAACUGUACCAGCAGAAAGCCUGCUCAGACUGAAUUAGAGAUUGGUUAAAGAAAAGGUGAUGAGGCAGUAAUGACUUUGUGCAUUCGAUUUUCUUCUGCUCUUAUGAGAAACCACAGUUCAGUUUCGAUCAGACUUCAGGAACCUUUCAUAAAAUUAUAACUACAAAGGUAGAAUAUGUUAGAAAUGGCCAGCAGGUUGGUCAAAUUAGGAAAGACAGAUUGGUUCAGGUAGUUAUGAAAAGUUGCACCCAAAACAUUGACCUAUCUCAUUCUCAGUUGUUGAUUGACUGGUUUUGCACUUCUACCAUUUUCUGGUUUUAUCUAAUAAACUGCCAGCAUUAUUUUUGGCUACAAAGUGAAGGCAUGCGCUAAGAUGCAUGCAAGUGAAUUAUUUACUAGUAUCUAUUUCAUUUUUCAUUGUUCUUAACCAAUUUUUUUGUAAAAAAUCCACCAUCAGCUAUCAAUGUGAAAUAUAUGAAGCAGUUUAAAUGUUAUUCUGCUAUCCUUGUUCCUGCACAGGCUUUCACAUAAUCUUUAUUUCAAGUGUUAUAAGUAACCUUUAUUUGUAACUUACUGCCACACCUUUGUUUUUCCUGCAUGAACAAAACAUUUAUUUUAAAAAAGAUGUAUUUGUGAUACACGUGGCAUCACUGCAUUGUGCAGUUAAAUGAUACAAGAACAUUUUUAAAUCACUUUCCGGUAUUCAUUACUGAUGACAAUUUGAUUCUUUCUUCACCUGUAUUCUUUAGCCUUGGAAAAUGCAAGAUUAGUUAUUGCAGCUGUAUUUGGUGGAAGGAUGCUAUAAGGUGAUAUAAUGUAUAUGGUCAACAAUAUAACCUGUACAAUACAGAACUGCUAUAAGCUAAUUUGAGGACCUGUUGGUGCUGUGGAGUCUUUCAUUUUGUAAUAUGGAGCAGUUCCUGCUACAGUCAGAUAAAGCUUUCACAUGAACUUUGUUGACUUCCAUAUCUGGGCAUGAAUCUUUCCUGACUGCCAGGUAGAAUCAAUAAAUGAAAAACACAACAAAACACAAAAUGCUGAAAGAUCUUUCUUCAUGAGCGUAGUUCAAAACAAUACCACUGGUGGAAUUAUCCACCAAGCCACUGAGGAUUCUUUUUCUUAAUUUCAACUUUUCUACAGCAAUAAUUCAACAGGACUGGAAGCAUCUAUGGAAACAAAGUUUCAAAACAAUUACCCUUUGUAAGGUCAAUAAGCUAUUUUCCUUCUAUUUAAUUGUAUAAACAACAUUUAUCACAAUGGAUAGGUUACCCCUGCAAGCCCGUGUGACAUCUCAGUAUUGUUAUUCUUAAUUCAAAUUGAAUGCAUUAAUUUAAAAAUAAUCAUUGGCAAUUGAUGGCAAAGGUGAGUAAAGAAUCACUGGUAAAGCAUACAAUUGUCUUUCAUGCACCCUUCUCAUUCCUAAAAGUAUUGUACAGAGUCCCAGCAGCUUAGAUAACUUUACAACUGACCAUUCAUUGUGUGUGUGAACAUUUCACUGAACAUUCUGAAUGGAGAAGGAAUCUUGAGGGACAACAUGAGCGUUAGGUAUCUAGUGGAAUGUAACUUUAGGUAAAAGCUUGUGGAAUUUGCUUGAUGUCCUAUCCAAACAAAUUGAGCUACUAAUUACACAGCUAACACUCCCCAGACUAAUUAUUGUUUGCAGAUCUUUCUUCGUGAGUGUAGUUCAAAACAAUACCACUGAUGGAUUUAUCCACCAAGCCACUGAGGAUUCUUUUUCUUAAUUUCACUUACUUUUCUUCAGCAAUAAUUCAUAAUGUAACUUACGGGAUGCUAGGUGGGCACUGUUACAACUAGGUGAGGAGGAGUGAAUUGGCUCCCCUCUUUUUAACCCCAUUGUUAGCCAUAACAAAAGUUUUAAAUGUUUAGACUGCAGCUAUAUCUCACUUCAAUUAAAACAUUGUACUAGUCAAAAUUAAGGUGCCAAUUACAAGGUUUUAAUGUGACAAAGAGGGAUGUUUACUAACCCCAAGGAAAAAAUAAAGUAACAUAAAACGCACACAAACCCAGAUAUAAAGUUUGGAAAGAAAAAUAAAGAAUAGGUACAUUAAUCCUUAACCUGAGGUCACAGUUGUUUAAUUGAUAUCCCGCAUCCUCAGCAGUGGCAACAUCUGUACAUAUCCUUCAGUCCUAGCUGAAUAGAUACAUAAUUUGAUCACUGAGCAUUGUUUGUCAAGAGAGAUUGAGAGAAACAAGGAUAGAGAGAUUCUUUCAGUUCUGCUAUUACAAAUCGAUUCUUUUUCUCUCUGCUCUAUCCAAAAUAAAUAUAAUUAAUUUCCAAUUUUACCACUUGCAUAACAGUGACUGCUAUUAUCAUUCUAUUGCUAAAAUUGAAACUUGUGGGUUACAAUCUUUAAUGGUUGAUUUUUAUUUUACCUGGUGGUCAAGCAGGGAUAUUCAAUGAAAGGUGGCAGAGUUCUAGGAUUCCAAUAAGGCUCUUCUGAAUGUCUCCCAACAGAUUUCCUGAUAACUGGUGUGCUUAGUUUAUAGAGAAAUUAUUUUGGCACCUCUGCUGCUAUCUGUCUGCUGCAGUGUUUGAAAACUACUCUAACUGUUGCAAUGACUGUACUGCAUCCAAUAAAAUGGCAAGAAAUGUCCAAUGUGAGGAUUUUGAUCAUUCUUAAAACCUAAUUUCAAGCAAAGAUGCUACAUCGUAGAACAAACAGUGAUUUAAUGGUUACUUCUAUUUCUGGCUACAUUGAAAAUAGUUGUUGUACAGUUGGCCAAGCUGCUAGAAAAUUGGUAUUGACUGCCAGACCAUACCACAAUAUGGUGUCUUUAACAGUUAUUUAAAAUGUUUGCACCUGACUUUUAAAAUUGAAUGUAUAAAAAUCCAAAAUAUCUGUAUGUCUUGCAGCAUUAGUUUUCUUGAGUGCGAAAAUGUAUAUUAUAAAUGAGGGAACAGGGAAUGUCUAGUUUGCCAAAUAUUUUUCUUACCAAUACAAGAGCAAUAGCUAUUAGGGUUAUGAAAACACACUGUGGGGUAUUAAACCUCUUUGAUAAUUCAGUCAAACCACUGUCAAACUGUUACUAGUAUUGAAAACAAGCAUUUUAAAGGGGGUAUGUACUGGACAUUAAAUAGUUUAAUAUUAGUUUUGGCAUGUAUGUUCUUUUUGUGUUGAAUCAUGUAAAAUAAUUUUUUAAAGAAUCUUAUUUUUAUGCCACUGCCCAUCCUAUGCAGUCUACUGUAGAUAAUCUCUUUGCACUACUGCGGUAUGUCUCAGUUGCUUCAUAUUUUGUAGACUGAAUUUUGUUGUAUAGUAUUUGGUUUGAUAACAAAUCUCUACACUGUGUUGUCAAUAAAAUUGACACUUUUAAAUUA